AUGUCCAAGCCUUCGGAUCACAUCAAGCGCCCCAUGAACGCCUUCAUGGUUUGGUCCCGGGGACAGCGUCGGAAGAUGGCCCAGGAGAACCCUAAAAUGCACAAUUCGGAGAUUAGUAAGCGCCUCGGGGCCGAGUGGAAGCUGUUGUCCGAGGCCGAGAAACGCCCUUACAUAGACGAAGCCAAGAGGCUGCGCGCCCAGCACAUGAAGGAGCAUCCCGACUACAAGUACCGGCCCCGCCGCAAGCCUAAGAACUUGCUCAAGAAGGACAGGUAUGUCUUCCCUUUGCCUUACCUCGGGGAUACCGACCCCCUCAAGGCGGCAGGGCUCCCCGUGGCAGCCACAGACUCUCUGCUCAGCUCCCCGGAGAAGGCGAGGGCCUUCCUGCCCCCCACCUCCGCACCUUACUCUUUACUUGACCCCAGCCAGUUCAGCUCCAGCGCCAUCCAGAAGAUGACCGAGGUGCCCCACACCUUAGCUACCAGCACUCUGCCCUACGCCUCAACCUUGGGAUACCAGAAUGGGGCUUUUGGCACCUUGAGUUGCCCGAGCCAGCAUACCCACACUCACCCGUCGCCAACCAACCCAGGCUACGUGGUGCCUUGUAACUGUACGGCUUGGUCUGCGUCCAGUUUGCAGCCUCCUGUUGCCUACAUAUUAUUCCCGGGCAUGACCAAGACUGGAAUAGACCCCUAUUCUUCAGCGCACGCUACAGCCAUGUAA
Messenger RNA from Notechis scutatus (mainland tiger snake), 723 nucleotides. RefSeq names its product SRY-box transcription factor 14 (gene SOX14). The record is from RefSeq and is a predicted model, not a curated record. Gene Ontology annotation, cellular component: nucleus. Gene Ontology annotation, molecular function: RNA polymerase II cis-regulatory region sequence-specific DNA binding; DNA-binding transcription activator activity, RNA polymerase II-specific. Gene Ontology annotation, biological process: brain development; positive regulation of transcription by RNA polymerase II; neuron differentiation. Lineage: Eukaryota; Metazoa; Chordata; Lepidosauria; Squamata; Elapidae.